Lolium perenne is the source of this 2694-nucleotide messenger RNA. Its product is annotated as probable GTP diphosphokinase RSH2, chloroplastic. Lineage: Eukaryota; Viridiplantae; Streptophyta; Magnoliopsida; Poales; Poaceae. Gene Ontology annotation, cellular component: chloroplast. Gene Ontology annotation, biological process: guanosine tetraphosphate metabolic process. The record is from RefSeq and is a predicted model, not a curated record.
CCCAAGCAAGCAAACCCACAAAAAACACGCGCACCUCCGCUCCCUCCCUCCUUCUCAUCCAUAUUAGCCAAGCAGAUUCGCCGGCUUCACGCCGCCAGGCCAGGAUCCAGGCUCGGCCGCCCAAUUCGUCUUCUGCAGCUUCGGCUAAUUGCUGCUCUGCCUGCUGCUCGGAUUGAUUUUGUUGGCACGCUCUGUUUGCUCGCUGUGAUUCUGCUUGGAACCGUCGAAUUGCUGCUAUCGGAAGGAAGGAACGCGUGCUGGUGUUUCGCUUCCUCGAUUCGGCCUGCGCGCUGCUCGGGAUUCCGGAUUCGAAGCUGGUGGUGGGUUGAGUGAGCGGCCGGGGAAUCGAAUCCGCGGCGACCAUGUCCGUGCCGACGAUGGCCGUCUACACCAGCCCGCCGAGCCCCCUGUACGCGUCGCCGGAGCUCGAGACGCCCCCCCGCGGCUCGGCUGCGCCCUGCGCCACGCCCGCCUCCCCGUCGCCGGCCACCUCCCACCGCCACGCCGCCGUCGCCGGCGGCCUCUCCCGCCUCUUCUCCUCCUCCCCCCGCGCCUCAACGCUCGACGAGCUCUCCGCGCUCUGGCACGACAGAUCCGACGACCCGCCCCUCGCCGUCGCCGCCAAGGGCGGCGGCUACUCCUGCCCGCAGCCCUCGCCGUCGCCGCUCAAGUGGCGGGACCAGCUCCACCACAGCCCCGCCCCGCUCUUCCACAGCCCGGCCUCCUCGCCGGCCGCCAGGAGCCCCUCGGCCUCCUGGCUCGCCGGCCGGGACCGCGACCGCGACCGCCUCUUCUCCAGCUUCGUGCGCAGCGCGCUCGGCUCCUGCAUCGACUACGCGCCGCUCACCACCUCGCCCCUGCCCGUCGACGCCGCCGAGCUCGCCUUCGACCUCGACGACAGCCUCGCGGAGGCAGAGCCGUCGAGCGAGCCUUACGCUCGGGACCUCCUCGUCGGCGCCCAGGACCGACACCGCAUCUUCCACGACGAGCUCGUCGUCAAGGCCUUCUUCGAGGCCGAGAAGGCGCACAGGGGUCAGACGCGGGCCAGUGGCGAUCCCUACCUGCAGCAUUGCGUGGAGACCGCCGUGCUUCUCGCCAAGAUAGGCGCAAAUGCCGCGGUUGUCUCCGCUGGGCUACUGCACGACACAAUCGACGAUUCUUUCAUGGACUACGACCAUAUCUUCGCCAUGUUCGGUGCAGGCGUGGCUGAUCUUGUUGAAGGGGUCUCGAAAUUAAGCCACUUGAGCAAACUUGCUCGGGACAACAAUACUGCAAGCAAGACAGUUGAAGCAGAUCGCUUGCAUACCAUGUUUCUUGCAAUGGCCGAUGCACGAGCUGUUCUCAUAAAGCUAGCAGAUCGUCUGCACAACAUGAAGACGAUAGAAGCUUUGCCUUUCGUAAAACAGCAAAGAUUUGCUAAAGAGACUAUGGAAAUUUUUGUGCCAUUGGCUAAUAGGUUAGGAAUUGCUAGCUGGAAAGAACAACUUGAAAACAUUUGCUUCGAGCAUUUGAAUCCAGAAGAGCACAAGGAGCUUUCCUCGAAACUUGUGGUAUAUUUUGACGAAGCACUUCUUACAUCUACUCUAGAUAAACUUGACAAAGGUCUCAGAGAUGAAGGUAUUCAGUACCACAGUGUAUCUGGCAGGCACAAGAGUCUGUACAGCAUAUACUCGAAGAUGAUAAAGAAGAACUUAACAAUGGAUGAUGUGCAUGACAUUCAUGGUCUACGUCUUGUCGUUGAGACAGAGAAAGAUUGUUAUCGAGCUCUUGACAUUGUACAUAAGCUGUGGCCCGGAGUUGCUGGGAGAUUCAAGGACUAUAUACUGCAUCCAAAAGUGAAUGGGUAUCGAUCAUUGCACACUGUUAUUAUGUGUGAUGGUGCCCACCCAUUCGAAGUUCAGAUCCGAACAAAAGAAAUGCAUCUACAAGCAGAGUUCGGAUUUGCAGCACAUUGGAGAUACAAAGAAGGCGGCUGCAGUCACUCCUUUGUACUCCAAAUGGUGGAAUGGGCGAGAUGGGUACUCACAUGGCAAUGUGAAGCAAUGAGCAAAGAGCGGCCCUUGGGUGUAGGAAGUUCCGAUUCCAUUGAAUCACCAUGUCCUUUCCCCUUGCAUUCAGAGGAAUGCCCUUAUUCUUAUACCCGCCAGUACAACCAUGAAGGCCCCAUAUUUGUGAUCAUGCUUGAACAUGACAAGAUGUCUGUCCAAGAGCUCUCUGCAAAUUCAACCAUAGUCGAUCUGAUGGAGCGAGUCAGCGCGAAUGGUCCAAGAUUGAGCCCUUAUAACUUCCCAUUGAAAGAAGAGCUCCGGCCAAGAGUUAAUCACCAGCCCGUGAGUGAUCCGAACCGGAUGCUGUGCAUGGGCGACGUGGUGGAGCUGACGCCUGCCCUCCCACACAAGUCACUAACCGAGUACAGGGAAGAGAUCCAGCGCAUGUACGAGCGAGGCGGGUUCGCCCUCGCCACCACCCGUGGCAGUUCAACAAGCUGACAACAUAGCAAUGAUAACCAUGUUACUUAACCUUCUGUUGUAAAUGUACAAUGCCCUCGAUCUCCAUCUGUUUCCUUGUAAAUAUGAACUAAUCCCUGCAGAAGAGAGCAAAGCCCAAUGAACACUCCAACUGAACUGUCAGAAGGUGUGGAGUGAGGUGCUCUGUGUAUGAUACUUACAAAAAUGAUAAAAUUCGUUCCAGAUA